GUAAAUUUUGAUUUGGGCCGAGAUAGGGAACAAGCGUCUAAUAGAUACUCCGUUUUGGGCCCAUUAACCCUAAAGGAACCCAAACCUUGUGUCGUCCUUCAAAACCCUCGAUCGAGAUAACGCUAUAGCAGUUUGGCAUCGCCACCGUGGGAGGGAGCGAAGGGAAGCGAAGAUGGUGACGCUGAAGCUACAGAAGCGGCUCGCCGCCAGCGUUCUCAAGUGCGGCAAGGGAAAGGUCUGGCUCGAUCCAAAUGAAGUCAGUGAAAUCUCCAUGGCAAACUCCCGACAAAACAUAAGGAAACUUGUAAAGGAUGGGUUCAUCAUCAGGAAGCCAACCAAGAUUCACUCAAGGUCUCGUGCUCGUAGGAUGAAGGAGGCAAAGCGGAAGGGUCGCCAUUCUGGAUAUGGUAAGCGCAGGGGUACUAGGGAGGCUAGGUUGCCCACUAAAGUGCUAUGGAUGAGGAGAAUGAGGGUUCUGAGACGCUUGCUCCGCAAGUAUCGUGAGUCUAAGAAGAUUGACAAACACAUGUACCAUGACAUGUACAUGAAGGUUAAGGGUAAUGUUUUCAAGAACAAACGUGUUCUGAUGGAGAGCAUUCACAAAUCAAAAGCUGAAAAGGCCAGAGAAAAAACGUUGUCUGACCAGUUUGAGGCUAAGAGGGCAAAGAACAAGGCAAGCAGGGAAAGAAAGUUUGCCAGACGCGAGGAACGUUUGGCUAAGGGUGAAAUGCUCUUUGUGCAGGGGUUCUAAGAAGACCAAGAAGUAAAUCCUUGGAAGUUGAUUCCAAGGACUUGGUGGGUCUUUUUCCGUAUUUUGUUUUUAGAUUUGCAAUUAAGUUUAUUGGCCACUUGUUUUGGUGUUCGGUUAUUUAUAAGGCAGACUUUUAGCCUAUAUGUCAGUGAAAGUUCAUGGAUUUCUAUUUAUGCUUUUCUAUUAUGGAGUAAUACUUUUAACCUAAAUGCGCUGGUUUCCUUUGA
Cuscuta campestris is the source of this 978-nucleotide messenger RNA. The record is from the annotation of a GenBank genome assembly. Lineage: Eukaryota; Viridiplantae; Streptophyta; Magnoliopsida; Solanales; Convolvulaceae.